This is a messenger RNA of Synchiropus splendidus (mandarinfish), 2369 nucleotides long. RefSeq names its product transcription factor JunD-like. The transcript has a single exon. The record is from RefSeq and is a predicted model, not a curated record. Gene Ontology annotation, cellular component: transcription regulator complex. Gene Ontology annotation, biological process: regulation of cell population proliferation; regulation of cell cycle; regulation of transcription by RNA polymerase II. NCBI's taxonomy places the organism in Eukaryota, Metazoa, Chordata, Actinopteri, Syngnathiformes, Callionymidae. Bases 260 to 1138 code for a protein of 292 amino acids. Gene Ontology annotation, molecular function: transcription factor binding; DNA-binding transcription factor activity, RNA polymerase II-specific; RNA polymerase II cis-regulatory region sequence-specific DNA binding.
GGCCAAUCUCAGCGCUCUGAAGUGACAUAAUGGAAUUUUUGGGGCUAGAAAGCGAGUGAGGUCUGGUGCUGCGCAUAGCAGUCGUGCCAUAAGGGAGAGAGGAGACGCUCAGGCCCGGGGCCCGUCGCCUCCGUUCGACAGAGAGACCCAAGAAGGAAGCGGUUCUCAGGAAGAAGGCUCGUCUGAUUUUCUCGCGCUUGGAUUUGACGGAAGCGAAAGUGAAUGCGUCGCUCCUCGCUCCCUCAUGUGAGGGUGUAGCAUGGAAACCGCGGUCCACUCUCCCACCUCCAUCUACACGCGCAGCACCAUGAUGAAGAAGGAGAUCAACCUCAACCUGAGCGACCAGACCUCCGAGCUGAAGCCGAACCCAGAGGGGCUCCUCAACUCCCCGGACUUGGGGAUCCUCAAACUCGCGUCUCCUGACUUGGAGCGCCUCAUCAUCCAGUCCAACCCAGCGCCGCAGUUCCUCUUCCCGAAGUCCGCCAGCGACGAGCAGGAGUUCGCGGAGGGGUUCGUUAAAGCGCUGGAGGAUCUCCACAAGCAGAACCAGCUGACAGAGGCGGGCUGCGUGUCUGUGGACCGACUGGAGCUGCUCGGUUCCGCCAACCAGGUGGGAUCCGCCGGGCUUCAGACGACUGACCUCCCGGUGUACACCACCUUAAACGGCUAUGCUGCCAGCCCGCUGGGAGGGACCGCCACCAUCAACUACCCCACGGACACCGUCCCUUUCCCGCCGCCUCCGCCGCCCCUCAGCGGGCAGCAGCAGGCGGCAGCCGCCGCGGCUCUCACGCGACUCCAGACGGCCGGGAUGGUGAAGGACGAGCCGCAGACAGUCCCCGACAUGCAGAGCUUCGGUGACAGUCCGCCUCUAUCCCCCAUCGACAUGGACAACCAAGAGCGCAUCAAGGCGGAGAGGAAGAAGCUGCGCAACAGGAUAGCCGCCUCCAAAUGUCGGAAGCGGAAACUGGAGCGGAUCUCUCGGUUGGAGGACAAGGUGAAGAGCCUGAAGACCCAGAACACCGAGCUGGCGUCCACGGCCAGCGUCCUCAGAGAGCAAGUCGCCCAGCUCAAGCAGAAGGUGAUGAACCAUGUCAGCAGUGGAUGUCAGCUUCUACCAAACCAGGUCCAAGCUUACUAACGUGUCAGAGACUUCAAGAACUGGAGAAGUAUUCUUCAACCCUGCCAUGUAUUUUCAAAGCCAUGUAGCAACCUGCUAUCCAUGAACUGUCCAGGAUAGCGCCUAAGCUGGACAACCUAAUACUGGGAUGCCUCUGAAGUGCUGCCAUCCUUUAUGUAUUACCAAGCCUUACUUGUUUACAAGCACUUAGCAAUGACAAAUAUAUAUAUAUUUUAUUUACUGAAAACAUUUCCUACUUUUAAGUGUUGUCUUACAUAUUUUUGUUGCGAUGAAACAGAAACACUGCAUGUCUUCUAGCCUUUAUGUACAGUUAAAAUUGUAUUUUCCAAGCGUCAAAGUUACAUGAAUGUAUGUGCCUACAUUUAUUAAAAUUCACUACAGUAUCGCAGAUUGUGUCCCAGUCUGGAAAAUGUAUGAUGAUAAAAUCCCGAAUGGCAGAAGAAUGGAAGCUGAAUCAAACCAUAGAUGGUAAAACAGUCUUGAGGACAGAAGAGUAUUAUUGAAGUGUUGCGCCCUCUGCUGGAGACUUCGGCAAACUACUGCAAGAUAAUGCAAGGACGCCUUUUUUUCGCCGUUAAAAUAAAGAGAAGAUUCAAUGAAACAUGACAUUGAGUUUCACUUAUAUGGUAAACAUUUCUCACGCGCAACCCACGAUUACGCAUAUAUAUAGCGUUCACAUUUACAGUGGUUUUCGACGGAUGAUGAUUAUACCAAAAAUACUUUUAGGAUUGGGCCAUCCGCAUAUGUGGAUAUUAAGUUUACUAACCAAUGUCAAGUGAUGCUCACCUCUCCAAAGACCUGAGGUAACUUCACCCUUGACUUGAUUUGAAAGAACACACUCAAACACCACAAGGCAGCUGCAAGUACGCAAGUGCAAAGAUUAAUAUGUAACUAUUAAACUUUUAUGUUCACUAUAUGCCACACCUACCGCAUAGUUUGGGUGUCGAAAGCUCUAAUUUGAACAGAGGCAAUGGAAUCUUACCUAUGUUCCAAAUGCAGCUGCUGUUAAAGCCAGUGCAAAUAGCAUUUAUCUCACUUGUUUAUACCCAGACAACAAAUGUACUUUGUUUAAACAUUUUGGAAUAAAAAUUAUAAUAAUAUAUUUGGGUUUUUAAACUGAAUUUAACAUUUUUUUGUUUAGGUGUGCCUGUUUAUAGUGCCAUUUUCAUUAAAUGAAAGUCCUAUGACAAAUGUUUUCUGUAAUCAACCGCCAUUUUGACUUGACGUCACU